AUGUACUUAUUUACUGUUGAUACAAACCCGCUCGAAUUUUGCAUCGUCUUAGGUAAUGCUAGAAAUGAGGACCGACGUCAACCAUACGCCACGGAGUUGAUUAUUCAUUUUCUAGAGUGGGGCUUUGGAAUAUGCCUAACAUUCUCUAAUGCUGAGAGUUGAUGUCUAUCGAAAAUCUGUAUUGAUAAAGAGUAUAAGGCGGUGAGAAUUCUGGAGUCUUCAUACGAUCUGAUUGUUGAUGCACUCUUUGGCUUCGGAUUCCGUCCACCACUGAGACCAGAGUUCGCCGAUGUUAUUCAGCGCAUUGCCAGCUUGAAGGUUCCUCUGGCAUCCAUCGAUGUGCCAUCUGGUGAGUGA
Messenger RNA from Rodentolepis nana, 357 nucleotides. The record is from the annotation of a GenBank genome assembly. NCBI's taxonomy places the organism in Eukaryota, Metazoa, Platyhelminthes, Cestoda, Cyclophyllidea, Hymenolepididae.